Molecule: messenger RNA, 1721 nt
Organism: Daphnia carinata
Lineage: Eukaryota; Metazoa; Arthropoda; Branchiopoda; Diplostraca; Daphniidae
Product: retinal homeobox protein Rx2-like
Exons: 3
Coding region: 43-1305 (420 amino acids)
Biological process (GO): positive regulation of transcription by RNA polymerase II
Molecular function (GO): DNA-binding transcription factor activity, RNA polymerase II-specific; RNA polymerase II cis-regulatory region sequence-specific DNA binding
Source: RefSeq, a predicted model, not a curated record
AAAAAACACAAAUUAAUUCAUUUAAAAACAAAAACAAUCAACAUGAUGACGUCAGAGCAGAGAAGCGAAUCAGUGGUUGACAUUCAGCAUCAACAGCAUUCGUCUUCUCUAACAGAGGACAGCAACAGCAACGCGAGUAGCGCCAGUUUGAACAGCCGCAUCGGCGGGAGUAGUCCGAGUGAUAGCAGCAGCGUCGACAUCGAGAACGGCGCAUCGGUUGGCGACACUUCGGUCAACGUCGAUCUUUCGAACGCCGUGCCGGCCAUCAUGUCCGUGGCCGACUCGCUGUCGCCCGUCAAACCGGCCGCUCAUCACGAAGCCUCUUCAUCGUCGGCCACGUCCCACAGUGGCAAGUUGAGCCUCAAUCAUCAAGUCAGCCACUUGUACACGAUCGAGGCCAUUCUCGGACUCAACAAUCAACACUCCAAAGAGAAAGACGAUCGGUGCGAUGUUGUUGGCGGUGUGAGGCAUCAGGCAAAGUUGUUCCGCGACAUGUCGCAAGCCCAUCAUCAUUACAGUCCGGCGCAUCCGCACGAGGCGGACGUUGACCAGCAGAUGAUGAACAAUCAGGCGGGGGAGAGCAGCGAUGAUGAAGACGGCCAUCAGGCGGACAACAAGAGCGGAAUGAACGGCGUUGAAAAUGGCGCCGGCGGUUGCAGCGGCAACAGCAAGAAACACCGGCGCAAUCGGACGACGUUCACCACAUUCCAGCUGCACGAGCUGGAACGGGCUUUCGAGAAAUCGCACUACCCCGAUGUCUACAGCCGCGAAGAACUGGCCAUGAAAGUGAACCUACCCGAAGUGAGAGUGCAGGUGUGGUUCCAGAACAGACGGGCCAAAUGGCGACGACAGGAGAAGAUGGAAGCAUCGCAACAACUGCGCAAGUUCCAGCAAGAAUUCUCUUCGAUGAUCCCGACCGCGGCGGCUGCCACCACCCCGCGCUACAACAACAACAACAACAAUGGCGGGUCGGCCGUUGUUGCGGCUGCGGCCGCCGCCGCAGCCGGCCUACCCGUUCACCUGGACCAUUGGUUGUCUUUGACUUCCGGCGCGGCCAUGGCGUACCAUCAAGCGGCCGCUGCGGCCGCCGCUGCCGCCGCCUCUUCGGCCUACCCGACGGCCGCUUCCUAUCUGAUGACACCGCUGAUGGGAUCGACGCCGUUGAUGAAUCAGGUGCAACAACAUCAUCGGCAAACGACCCCGUCGCCAUCCAGCGGCUCUCUGACCAUCACUUCUCGGGAUUCACCGGAUCACGCCGCCACGCCCGCCUCCCGCUUUCGCAGAGGCGAUUCCAAACCGCUGUAGUUCCGUUUCCCUUUUUUCUUUUUUUUUUUUUGGUUUAUGAAGUUGUGUCAGACGUAUGGUCUUCGUGUGUCUCUCCAUAUCAAAAAUUUCCAAUCAUUUAUGUCCAUUCCGUUGUAUCGAUAUAAAUGAUUUUAAAAAAUAUUUUUUUUUUUUUUGAAAGGAUGGGACUUGUAAAGUUUAAUGAAUUCCGCAUUGGCUUUAUACAUUUAGGUAUAUAUAUAUGCAUAUAAAAUAUAUAUAGGCUCUAUACAUGUGUGCAAUUUCGUUGUUUGGUUUUUGAUUCCCAAACGACGUGACAUGACCGACUUUUUUUUUUUCACUGGUAGUUUCUCCUCUUGUCUGGCCUCAUCUUUUCGAACUGAACCCCUCCCUUCCCAAAUCGUGUAAAUAUUUAAACGUAAAACUGAAAGACAAUA